Molecule: messenger RNA, 1441 nt
Organism: Candoia aspera
Lineage: Eukaryota; Metazoa; Chordata; Lepidosauria; Squamata; Candoiidae
Gene: RHOG
Product: ras homolog family member G
Exons: 2
Coding region: 74-649 (191 amino acids)
Biological process (GO): cell chemotaxis; regulation of cell shape; Rac protein signal transduction
Cellular component (GO): cytoplasmic vesicle; cytoskeleton; cell projection
Molecular function (GO): GTPase activity; GTP binding; protein kinase binding
Source: RefSeq, a predicted model, not a curated record
GCCGCCGCCGCCCGCUCGCCAUGAACCCAGGUUGCUGAGACGGAGCAUCGAGAGGCCUGGACCAGCUGCUGAGAUGCAGAGCAUCAAGUGCGUGGUGGUGGGAGAUGGUGCGGUGGGCAAGACCUGCCUCCUGAUCUGCUACACGACCAAUGCCUUUCCCAACGAGUACAUCCCCACCGUCUUCGACAACUACAGUGCGCAGAACACUGUCGACGGCAGGACGAUAAACCUCAAUUUGUGGGACACAGCUGGCCAGGAGGAGUAUGACCGCCUCCGGACGCUCUCCUACCCGCAGACCAACGUUUUCAUCAUCUGCUUCUCCAUCGCCAGCCCGCCCUCCUACGAGAAUGUGAAGCACAAGUGGUACCCGGAGGUGUGCCACCACUGCCCCGACGUGCCUAUCCUCUUGGUGGGCACCAAGAAAGACCUCCGGACCAACCCAGAGGCCUUGAAGAAGCUGAAGGAGCAGAACCAGGUGCCCAUCACCACCCAGCAAGGCAUCAGCCUUUCCAAGCAGAUCCACGCCAUCAAAUACCUGGAGUGCUCUGCCCUCAACCAGGAGGGGAUCAAGGAGGUCUUCACAGAAGCCGUGAGAGCGGUCCUCAACCCGGCCCCACCCAAGCCCAAAAAGUCCUGUGUGCUGCUUUGAAGGAGUCAUGUCCGCAGCCGGCCCUCCGGGGCCCGGGAGAGAGGCGGCGGCCCUAACAGCUUUGGCAGUCCAGCAGCCUUGCUCUCUGCUUAUGCCCAGGCACAUUCUCUGCUUCCCACUUCACUCAUUCCUGCCCAAACUUUGCUCCCUAGGAAGGAUCGAGGACCGGCUUGUGUGGAGGGCCUGGACACUUGGACAUUUAGCCUUUUUGCCCCCAAGGAAAGGAGGAAGAAAGGCCAUGAUUGCACUCAACUGGGCAAAGCUUGCUUGAGAUGCUGUUCCUUUGACGGUGCAAAGAAGACCCACCUCCUUCUCGUCAAAACCUUGUUUCUCUGCUCCUCCAAGGCAGAGGUGCCGAGUGAUCUGCCCGGCCUUUGGCUUGUGUGAGUGCUUGGAGAAACUGCUGGGCAGAAAAUCCACCCCAGGAGAGCGAGGACAAGGCAGAAGGUGGAUAUCUGCUCCAGUCGCUCACCCUCCGUGUCACUCAGCCAAAGGGUCACUCAUGGUGCUGAGGCGGGCCGGGAGCUUUUUCCGGAAUUGAAAUAGGGUACAGUUUGGCAGCUGCCAGCCAAGAUGCCACUUUUGUGAUCUCCUCGCCUCCCUGAGCUCCACAUCCUGUUUACAAAGGAAAUACUCAGUUUUCAGCCCAUGCCGUUGUGGGCUUCCGCCGUCUUAUUUUUGCAAAGACCGUAUGUGGGCUUCCCACUCCCACAGCAGUCCUCUGCCAGAGUUUAUAGGUCUGGAGGCCAACCGGCUGCUGGGAUCUUUGCUCCCCACUCACCUCUGCAAGAG